GAAGCAGCUGAGGGUGUUGGAAUGUGUCGGUGCUGUCGGUGAUUCGUGCUGCGGGACAAACAUGGAGGUCGGACCUCUCCUCUUCCUCCUAUGACUAUGAGCAGCGGCGCGUGCGGGAACAGCAGAGGAUCUUGGCUGUGACGCUGCGGGCACUCUGAGGCGUCCAGGUGUGGCUGCUCCACCUGCGGCUGCGCGAUAACUGCGGCAGUUUUGACGGGAUUUUUGCGCCCCCGGUCAGUUUGCGUCUGCCGGAGCUCACCAUGCCGGAGCUGAUCAGCGUCACGGAGUUCAUCGACGAGACCAAUGAAGACUACAAAGCUCCAACCACCUCCAACUUCACUACCCGGAUGGGCCACUGCAGGAACGCGGUGGGAGCUCUGGAGGAGGCUCUCGACUUGGACCGGUCUGUUCUCUACAAGAUCAAGAAGUCAGUGAAGGCCAUCAACUCGUCUGGUCUGGCUCACGUGGAAAAUGAGGAGCAGUACGUUCAGUCCAUGCAGAAGUUUGGGGAAAACUACCUGACCCGGGGUGACAGGGAUGACGGUGAUGUCGGCUCUGCCUUCAUCAAGUUUGUUGUUUUCACCAGAGAGCUGACAGCGCUCUUCAAGAACCUGCUGCAGAACAUGAACAACAUCAUCACAUUCCCUCUGGACAGUCUGCUGAAAGGAGACCUGAAAGGAGUGAAAGGGGAUCUGAAGAAGCCGUUCGAUAAGGCCUGGAAGGAUUACGAGACCAAACUAGCGAAGAUUGAGAAAGAGAAGAAAGAGAAUGCCAAGAUGCAUGGCAUGAUUCGGACGGAGUUCAGAGGAGGAGAAAUCGCAGAGGAGAUGGAGAAGGAGAGACGAAUGUUUCAGCUGCAGAUGUGCGAGUACCUGCUCAAAGUGAACGAGAUCAAAGUGAAGAAAGGAGUAGACUUCCUCCAGAACCUCAUCAAGUUUUACCAUGCUCAGUGCAAUUUUUUCCAGGAUGGACUGAAAGCUGUGGAGACUCUGAAACCAGCCGUAGAGAAACUGUCCACAGACCUGACAGCGAUCAAACAGACUCAGGACGGCGAGAGGAAGCAGCUGGCUCAGCUCCGAGACACCCUGAAGGCGGCACUGCAGUCCGAUCAGAAAGAGGACGCCCAGGCCAAACAGAACGCAGGUUACAGCCUCCAUCAGUUGCAGGGUGACAAAGCCCACGGCAACGAACGCUCUGGUUUCCUCUACAAGAAAAGUGAAGGACUGAGGAAGGUGUGGCAGAAGAGAAAGUGCUCGGUGAAGAACGGCUUCCUGACCAUCUGUCACGGGACGCCAAACAAACCUCCAGCCAAGCUCAACCUGCUGACCUGCCAGGUGAAGAGGAACCCCGAUGAGAAGAAAAGCUUCGACCUGUUCUCCCAUGACCGGACCUACCACUUCCAGGCCGAGGAUGAGGCCGAGUGUCAGAUCUGGGUGUCGGUGCUGCAGAACAGUAAGGAGGAGGCGCUGAACAAGGCGUUCAAAGGAGACCAGGACGAGGGUGAGAACAACAUCGUCCAGGAGCUGACAAAGUCCAUCGUGGGAGAGGUGAAGAAGAGAACUGGAAACAACAGCUGCUGCGACUGUGGAGCUGCAGAUCCCUCCUGGCUGUCCACGAACCUCGGGGUGCUGAUCUGUAUUGAGUGCUCAGGGAUCCACAGAGAAAUGGGGGUCCACUACUCCAGGAUCCAGAGUCUGGACCUGGACGUCCUGGGAACCUCUGAGCUGCUGUUGGCGAAUAAUGUGGGAAACGCCAGCUUCAAUGAGAUCAUGGAGGCAGCUCUGUCAGCGCAGGAAGUGACCAAACCAACUCCGACCAGCGACAUGCAGAUGAGGAAGGACUACAUCACAGCGAAGUACACCGAGAAACGCUUCGCCCGGCGGAAGUGCACCGACGCCGCGUCCAGGCUGCGGGCUCUCUACGAGGCCGUCAGGAACCGAGACAUUCUGUCGCUCAUCCAGGUCUACGCUGAGGGGGUGGACCUGAUGGAUGCCAUCCCACAGCCCAACGAACAUUUUGUGUCCACAGCUAACGAUGCAGGAGAAACACCGCUGGACAUUGCCAAACGUAUGCGACACAAAGAGUGUGAAGAACUGCUGACUCAGGCUCAGACUGGAAAGUUUAACGUCCAUGUUCACGUCGAGUAUGAGUGGCGUCUGCAAAACGAAGACCUGGAUGAGAGCGAUGACGAGAUGGAGGACAAGCCCAUCCCACAGCGGCGGGAGGAGCGCCCGGUCAGCUGCUUUGUGCCUGGAAGUGGACCCGUGCAGCCUAACCUGGCGGCGCUGGCGUGGGACGUUGCCUCCCUGGCACUGGACAAGCAGCGGCCUGCGAUCCCCAGCACCAUUAUUAGCAACGAGACUUACGGCACCAUGCUGAAUGUGAAGCUGCCACCCCCCGGCCCAACGCCCCCGCUUCCUCCCCGAGGACCCAGCAGAGGUACCAAUAAAGGCCCUUCCGUGGAAUCAGUAGGCAGACAGCGGUCGUCCUCCGACCCCCCCAACCCUCAAACGCCUGAGAGGAACUCCAAGUACGUGCUCUCAGUGGUUCCUCCUCCUCCUCCUCCUCCUCCUCCUCCUCCUGGGCCCAGCAGGAGAACCGGCAUGUUGGAGACCAAAGCCACCACAGUCAAGACUGCCCCCCUCCCUCCUCUGCCUCCCCUGCCGACAGGACUACCUACAGCACCUCCAGUCCCGCCACCGCCCUGCAUCCCACCUCCAUCACCACCCCAGCAUAAAGUUCCUCUCCUCCCACCCAGCCACCAACACAGAGGACCUCCAGGAUCCAAAGCCCCUGUCUCUCCUCCCGCAGCAGCGAGGGUUCCUCCUCCUCCUCAGAGACCUGCAGGCACGAUUCCGUUGGAAAAACAAGGUCGUCCGAUCGUAUCCCCCCAUAGUCCGUCUCCUCCACCCCGCAAACCCAGAACUACAUUUUCUAAGCAGAGGCCUCAGAGGGUGAGGGCCAUCUACAACUGUGCAGCGGACAGUCCAGACGAGCUGACAUUCAGCGAGGGAGAGCUGAUCGUGGUGGACGGCGAGGAGGACAGCGAGUGGUGGAUCGGUCACAUCGAAAGCGAUCCGACCAGGCGGGGAGUGUUUCCUCGCACCUUUGUUCACUUCCUGUCGGAGUGAUUUGUGCCUCCAACUGUGGUCAGACUGAGGGCACAUCUGGAUCCUCCUGUGGACCUGAGAGGAGAGUCCGACACCCGAAGAGAUCUGAUUGGGGUCUCGAUCUUCACUCAUGCUCUUCUUCAAAAUAUGUCGGCCUGGGUUUGAAAUGUUCUAAAAGCUAUGCAGCGGACACAAAAAGAGCAGAGCAGACCAAAAGUAUGUGAACAGUGUUCUUCAGUGAUACGUUUACACACAGCAGAGCUACGUUAGUACAGCGCCUCCACAGACAGAGAGCAGGAACUACAGCUGAACACAGUUACAGUAAAAUCCUUCACUGCCUUAAAAAAACACGACGAAACGACAGCUUUGGGGGUUUUUUUCAACUUCCUGUUACAAAACCAGCUUCAUUUAUAGAAAUAAUCUGUUUACUAUGAAAGGACUUCAUCUUCACUCUGUCAGGAUGACCUCACCGGCAUAGCGUCCACAUACUUUUGGCGGAUGUGAUGUACAUUUCUGUGGUUCUGCUGCUGGGAUCCAGUUGUUUUACAUCAGGAAAAUUUAGCUUGUUUGUAAAAGCUUCAGGAUGAAAUGAUUUUUAUUAUUUUAAGAUCAAACAUGUAAUCUGAGCAGAAAAUCUGAGUGUCCUUUAAAUUUGAAUGUAUUUUCGACUUAUUAAAAUCAUCAUAAGUGUA
Messenger RNA from Neolamprologus brichardi, 3802 nucleotides. Lineage: Eukaryota; Metazoa; Chordata; Actinopteri; Cichliformes; Cichlidae. The record is from RefSeq and is a predicted model, not a curated record.